AAGUUGCAUCAUAGCUGCUACCUUUUUGGCGCGAUUUCUACUAUGUUUUGUGGUGCGUAGACUUGGAAAUGUUGCUUGGAUGGAUUUGGUGUGGGUUAUUGAAUAUUUGAAGUGAAAUUGGAAGGAUCAUACAUCUGUACCCUCCAGGUUGUACCAUUCUGGGAGGUACUGUAAGUCCCUUGCCCUCUCCAGAACGACAAGCAGCCAUAGGAACAGCAAAUUCAUAUAACUGAACACAGAUAGAGUCACCUGCUAGCAGAAUGAGAGGUGUUGUUUCUCAGUUUGUACAGGCAGGAGUUCAGCAUUCUGUUGGACAGAGGGAAGCGUUCCCAGAAAGACCUGGCCAACCAGAUUGCCAAUAUUACAAGAAAACAGGGGACUGUAAGUUAGGAACUACCUGCAGAUGUCACCAUCCUAAGGAAAGGAUUGCACAUUCACCAGCAUGCAUGCUUAGUCCGAUGGGACUUCCUCUGAGGCCUGAUCAACCAGCAUGCCCAUUUUAUGCUCGGUAUGGCAUCUGUAAGUUUGGACCCACUUGCAAGUUUGAUCAUCCACCAUUGGUAGCCCAAGAGCAAGUUUGGUCAUCCAAUGGGAGCCCAAGAGCAAAUUUAGUUGGAGCUGGAAUCUUCAGCCCAAUGUGAAUAAAUAAGUUAUGAUGAUUAUUAGAAGCGAGCUUUUGAUUGAACCGAGCACAGUUUAUUUUUGCCAACCGAGUUCAUUAAGGCAUUUGUAUCUGGAUGUGUGUUAUGAUGAUUGUACUCGACUUCAUUUCAUGUGGGAAGUUAGGAUGAUUGUUUCUCAUGUUUGUUUUUUAAGUCCUUGACUUUAUACCAUGUGGGAGAUAAGAAUGAUUGUAUCUAAGUUUACGGAGGGAACCAAACACACCUAAUUUUUACCAAGGUCAUUAAUUUAGGCCAUUGUAUAAUUAUUUUUCUAUUAAAUAGUUAGUUUGAAAAGAUUAAUUUAUUUAGUUCA
Molecule: messenger RNA, 975 nt
Organism: Cryptomeria japonica (Japanese cedar)
Lineage: Eukaryota; Viridiplantae; Streptophyta; Pinopsida; Cupressales; Cupressaceae
Product: zinc finger CCCH domain-containing protein ZFN-like
Exons: 3
Coding region: 261-641 (126 amino acids)
Molecular function (GO): mRNA binding; metal ion binding
Source: RefSeq, a predicted model, not a curated record